Pygocentrus nattereri (red-bellied piranha) is the source of this 908-nucleotide messenger RNA. It is a transcript of the gene stc1l, whose product is annotated as stanniocalcin 1, like. The transcript is spliced from 4 exons. Lineage: Eukaryota; Metazoa; Chordata; Actinopteri; Characiformes; Serrasalmidae. Gene Ontology annotation, molecular function: hormone activity. The coding region runs from base 1 to 765 and encodes 254 amino acids. The record is from RefSeq and is a predicted model, not a curated record. Gene Ontology annotation, cellular component: extracellular region. Gene Ontology annotation, biological process: intracellular calcium ion homeostasis.
AUGCUCCUAAAAAGUGGAUUUCUUCUGUUCUUUGUCCUGGCUGUGUCUGCCUUUGAAACAGACAAGCAUGAACCUGAACUGAGAAGAACUCGUUUCUCAGCCAGCAGUCCAUCUGAAGUGGCCCGCUGUCUGAGCAGUGCUCUGCAAGUGGGCUGUAGUGCAUUUGCUUGCUUGGAAAAUUCUACCUGUGAUACUGAUGGUAUGCAUGACAUCUGCAAUGUCUUUAUCAAUACAGCAGCAGUUUUCAACACAGAGGGCAAGACCUUCGUCAAGGAGAGCAUUAAAUGCAUAGCCAAAGGCAUCACCUCCAAGGUUUAUCAGACCAUCCGUCGCUGUGCCACCUUCCAAAAAAUGAUUACGGAGGUGCAAGAGGAAUGCUACAGCAAGCUGGGCAUCUGUGGAAUGGCCCGCUCCAACCCUGAUGCUAUUGGAGAAGUUGUCCAGGUGCCCAGAAAUUUUCCAAACAGGUACUACAGUACCCUGCUGCAGAGCUUGAUGAAGUGUGAAGAGGAAAUAGUGGGGGUAGUUCGGUCAGGGUUGGUGGCGAGACUGGGCCCUGAUAUGGACACCCUCUUCCAACUGCUGCAGAAGAACCUGUGCCCCAUGGAUUUUGGUACUGGCCACGUUGGGACAGACAGCCAGGAGAGUUUUCGCUGGCCCCUGGGACCUCCGAUGUUCAAGAUCCAACCCAGUAUGCGCAACAGAGAUCCAAAUCAUCUCUUUGCCAAGAAACGUUCAGUUGAAGAUAGAGCACCAAUUCAAUAAGAUGUUGAAAAUGUUAACAUCCAUAUAACCACAAAGUCAAUGCAUGUGAUAUUCUGUGAUAUAUUUUGUGAUGUUUUAUGGAAUUACAUUGAUUGUUCCUUAUGCUUUAAAAUGUGCCAAUAUAUGAUAGCUCAUAGCUGAAU